Molecule: messenger RNA, 1080 nt
Organism: Homarus americanus (American lobster)
Lineage: Eukaryota; Metazoa; Arthropoda; Malacostraca; Decapoda; Nephropidae
Product: translation initiation factor IF-2-like
Exons: 1
Coding region: 1-1080 (359 amino acids)
Source: RefSeq, a predicted model, not a curated record
AUGACACGCCCACAGCACCAGGGACACGCCCACAGCAACAGGCAGCCACCAGGGACACGCCCACAGCGACAGGCAGCCACCAGGGACACGCCCACAGCAACAGGCAGCCACCAGGGACACGCCCACAGCGACAGGCAGCCACCAGGGACACGCCCACAGCAACAGGCAGCCACCAGGGGACACGCCCACAGCAUCAGGCAUCCACCAAGGACACGCCCACAGCAUCAGGCAGCCACCAAGGACACGCCCACAGCAUCAGGCAGCCACCAGGGACACGCCCACAGCAUCAGGCAGCCACCAGGGACACGCCCACGACACCAGGCAGUCACCGCGGACAUGCCCACAGCACCAAGCCUCCACCAGGGACACGCCCACAGCGCCAGGCAGCCACCAGACACAUGCCCACAGUACCAGGCAGCCACCAGGGACACGCCCACAGCACCAGGCAGCCACCAGGACACGCCCACAGCACCAGGGACACGCCACCAGCAACAGGCAGCCACCAGGGACACGCCCACAGCGACAGGCAGCCACCAGGGACACGCCCACAGCAUCAGGCAUCCACCAAGGACACGCCCACAGCAACAGGCAGCCACCAGGGACACGACCACAGCAUCAGGCAGCCACCAGGGACACGCCCACAGCGACAGGCAGCCACCAGGGACACGCCCACAGCAACACCCAGCCACCAGGACACGCCCACAGCAUCAGGCAGCCACCAGGGACACGCCCACGGCACCAGGCAGUCACCGCGGACAUGCCCACAGUACCAGGCAGCCACCAGGGACACGCCCACAGCACCAGGCAGCCACCAGGGACACGCCCACUGCACCAGGCAGCCACCAAGGACACGCCCACAGCACCAGGCAGCCACCAGGACCGCCCACAGCACCAGGGACACACCCACAGCAACAGGUACACGCCCACUGCACCAGGCAGCCACCAGGGACACGCCCACAGCACCAGGCAGCCACCAGGGACACGCCCACUGCAGGCAACCAGCAGCCACGGCAGCACAGCAGGGACACACCACAGCACCAGGCAACUAGCAGGGACACACCCACAGCACCAGGCAACUAG